Molecule: messenger RNA, 1863 nt
Organism: Stylonychia lemnae
Lineage: Eukaryota; Ciliophora; Spirotrichea; Sporadotrichida; Oxytrichidae
Source: the annotation of a GenBank genome assembly
AUGUCAGAGAAACCUCCAGUUCUUACCAAUCAUAGAUACGUUGACAAGAACAUUCAUGAAACUAUCGAACGUGUGCAGAAUUACGAGAUUCAUCAGAAAAAACUGUUUAAAAUCAAAGAGGAUUUGGAGAAAAAACGUUUAAAAAAGAUUAACGCUGAUUAGUCCUAUGAGCAUUUGAAAUCUUAAAUGAUUAAGAAAAUCAACGAGAUCAAGAGAAGUAACUAGAUCUUAUUGGAGAAGUUGUUGGAUAUCUCGAAAGGUAAAAGAUGCGAAGUAAAGUAGGAAAACUUGCAACUUACAUUGCCUUAAUAAAAAUCACUUAAUUAUCAAGUUAAAAAGAAGGAGGCUGAAAGGAUUGAUACUGAGAAUCAGAAAAUUAUGGAGCGCAUUGUCAACUAAAAUCCAUCUCUGUCUUCCAAGAAAAUGCAUCAAGACUAUUAAGAAACCAAGAAAUAUAAGAAGUUAAAAGAACAGAAAAAGGUUCUUAAUGUUGAGAAAAUCAUAGAGAAAAAAAAGAAGAUGGUCAUGGAGGCAAGGUCUACCAUUCUUCCUCUUUUGUAGACAAAACAAAACAGUCCUGGAGGUCCAUUAACUGAUAUGACUGGUAGGAAUUUUCACUUAAACCCUAUUGAAUCUCAAAGUCAAAGAAUGUCUGCCAAUAACAUCUAAAAUUAGGAUGAUAAUGAUGGGAUUAAUAUAGCUAAUACUCAGACAGAUUACAACAAGACAGGCCAAACAAGGUAUCCCUAUUUGAAUAGGAACCUGAAUUAAAGCAGCAAUAUCACCCCAACUAGCAACAGAUAAAAUAGGCAUUAGGCUAGAUCAGAAAUGGCUGAAUAUAGAGACUCAAAGAACUCGAAUGGUUCGUAAACAGCAAUAAAGAAGCCAUCAAAAGUAGUACUGGAGGCAAUAAAAAAUCCAACUAUCAAAAGCAACACAAUCAAUAUGAAUAAUUCCUUGAAUUUCAAAUAAAACAAACCUCCUGUUGUUCCAUUAAUAAGCAAUUAGGCUAAGCCUAUACCAAGGAGUGAUGCUUAUAAUUCUCUUAAUAACACAGUCAAGAUUUCAAAAACUAAAGUAAAUGAUAUCAUUGGCGGUAAUGAGGCUAAUAAAACAUAUGAAAGUAGACCAACUGAGUAAAUAGUAGAAGUAGUUCAAGAUUAAGUAUAAUCUGAUGAAGACUAAGUUUAGCCAGAGUAAACACUUGGAAGAAAUGAUGGAUAUGCAAUUCCAAUGGACGAUUCAGCAAGUUCUACACUUAAGAAAUCAAUUAAGAGUGUUCCUAAGGAUGUAGAUGAGGUAAGGGAGCAUGUAAUUGAAGAUGAGGCCUAGUUCUAAUCAUAGCCAGAACCAGAGUAAAAGGAGUCAUUAACUAAGCAGUAAACUGUCAAAUCAUAGAAAAAAUCAGAACUUAACGAGUCCAGGCAUGUCAAAGAAGACGUCUUAAGUGAUUAGUAUGAAGAGGAUUUCAUUGGACAAUCAAAGUAAAAUACACUACGAUAGGUAGAGACUUAGAGAUAAUAAACACAAAAAGAGUUAAGUUAGCUGAAUACAAAUAGGAAGGGAGAUGAGAGUUCAUUAAUUUAAGACUCUUUUCUGAAGGAUGACACCAAGUUUGAGGAAAGGAAUUCCAUCGUUUCUGGUACUGGAGAAGAAGAGGCCGAGGAAGAGGAUGAAGAAGAUCGCAUGGAGAGGGAAAUGGAUAGAGUAGCUGAUGAGUUUGCCUAGAAAUAAAGAGAGCUUGAACAGGCCAUGGAUGCUGAUGACGGUGAUGAUGAAGAGGAAGAAGUGCCUUAAGAAGAAAAGGCUAAAGAAGGCUAAGAAGAAGAGUAUGAUGAGGUUUUCGAUGAAGAUGACCAAUGA